UUUGUCAGUUCGCGGGUUUGAUGUCCCGAUCGAUACUGUGCAAAAUUCUUCAACACUCGUCGUGAUACGUUGUGUGUUUGGUGCGGUGAAACUAUACGUUGACAAUUAACGGUGUUUAAUGAACAAAAAGCAAUAAUUAUGGAAAAGGAAAGCCGGAAUAAGCCGAUUUCGAUCGUGCCGAAGAACGUUUUUGGGCUGCGAACCGAUAUCGAUGGAAAUGUCCACUUUACGGCUAAUCAGGAGAUAAUCUAUCCCGUCGCCGGAGUGCUCGCCGUACAUGAUUUUGCAACAAACAAGCAGAAAUUUUUAAGAUUUCCCGAAAAAAAUAACCCAGAACGAAUCGUUUUGAGUCCCGACCGAAGAUUCAUUGCUAUUGCGGAGAAAACAAGCGAUAACAAAUCGUUGGUCAACAUCUACGAGGUGAGCACUCUGCGAAAACGAAAAACGCUCCAGUUACCGCCUGACUGUCCAUGCACGCUCAUAGGCAACAUCUGUUUCACGUUCGAUUCCCGCGGAGUGGCCGUCCUAUCGGUGGAACCAGACGCAUUCCUCUCGAUCUUCUCCUUCGAUAAGAAUGAAUCCCUUAUCAUUGGUCGUGCCUCGAAUUCCAGCCAGCAGGGUCAAGCUACCUACCUGGCCUGCAAUCCGUCCGAUUCAACGAUCGUUGCCGUUGGCGGGUACUAUAUGCUCAAGAUAAUGAACAAGACGGACAAGGGAUUCGGUCAGAUCGGAUCGAUCAAGGGGGACAAUCUGCUGGUGACCUCGAUUGCCUGGCUAACUUCGGAUGCUCUAGCUGCAGGAACUGCAGAAACUGAGCUAAUCAUAGUCGAAUCCGGUGAACUUAAGUUGAAGCUGCGGGCAGAUGAGGUGGAAAACAUCGAUCUAGGCUUUGACGGAGAAAUGGAAAGCGGUUCUCCGAACGCUGAUAGCACCGAACUGAAACAUGACGUACUGUGCUUGACGCAGUUCGAGUAUGGAUUCCUAUACUCGAUCCAUAAUUCUGUCCACGUGUUUGAAAAAACGUCCGGUUACACCUUCAUCAAGAAAUCCAUUAUACGGAUACCGAUCACAUUGUUCGAUGCUGAGACCUACCAGAUCAAAAAUGUGGCCAUCAACGCCGAACAAAAUACGAUUGUUGUAGCGACGAAGCAUUCCCAGAUAUACAUUGCCAUGCUGUACGUCCCCGAAACACUUAAGGUCAGCGAACUCGUUUUCCGACAUUUGGGUGAACCAAUCCAUGUCAGUUCAAUCGUGGGACUUGAUGUCUGCUCUUGGAAACCUAUGCUUAUGACUGCGUCCAAGGACAUGACGAUUCGACUGUGGAACUAUCAAAGUAUGAAGGUGGAACUGGUGAAAAAGUUUCAAAUCGAAAUCGGAGUGAUCGCAUUGCAUCCGUCCGGGUUCUUCGCAGCGGUUGGAUUCAUAGAUCUCCUGCGGUUGAUGCAAAUCCAGCUGGACGAUCUGAAAGUGACCAAAGCCUUCAACUAUCCCAACUGCACCCAGCUCAAGUUCUCGAACCAUGGGCAUCUGCUGGCGGCAGCUCACGACAAGAUAAUCAGUUUGAUCUGCAUCUUCACGUUCGAGGUGGUCCAAACGUUGAAAGGACACAACGGUACGGUGCUGAGCCUGUGCUGGUCGGCCGACGAUUUGAUGCUGUCCUCGGGCGGUAACGAUGGCGCAAUCUACAAGUGGAACGUUAUCGGCGGCGAGCGGAUGGAGGAGAUCGUUCAGAAAGGAAUCCACUAUCGAUCAUUGGCCAUGAGUAGCGAUGGAGCUUCGGUUUUCGCCAUUACGAACAGUGGACUCAUCCGGGAGAUGUGGAAGUCGGAUAUUCUACGUGAAUUCAAAAUACCGAACCUCACCCCGCUAACGGAUAUCGCGCUAUCCCGCUCGGAUUCUAUCAUGUUUGUGGGCACUGAAAAAGGUCACCUGUACAAUGUGGACAGUAGCAACGGAAACUGCAACAACUUCCGGUUUUUCAAUACUGCCAUCACGAAAAUCUGUAUAACCUACAACGACUACACACUUGUAACGGCAGCUGAUGAUGGCACAUUGGUUGUGUGGACUAUUCUGAACACCGAAGGAAAGACAGCUCCCUGUGAACCAGAACUGGGUCUCUGUACCGAUGUGCUAAUCGCUAGGCAGGACCUGGUUGACAAAAACGAAACCAUUUCCACGUUGGAGAUGCGCAUCCAGCAGCAAAUUAUGGAGUUCCAGUAUAAAAUGAAACAGGGCGAUAGGUUCCACUCGGAACAGAUGCGGGACAUACAUCGGGACUACUGCGCCGCCAUCGAAGAGCUGAAGAAAACAAACGAAGAAAUGGAGAUGGCGCACAUGGAAGAGUUUAACCUAAUGACCGCCAGUAUUUCUCAAGCUAAGGAAGAACAUCAGAAGGAGAUGAUGGACUUGGAGGCCCAGUUUCAUGAAAAAAUUAUCAUGGAGUAUGACAAGCUGACUGAUUUGAAGUCCCGAAUGGAUCAAAUGCGCGAGGAAUAUGAGGUCAAACUACGCAGGUCGGCUGGUUGUCUGCAGGAUACAAUCGAAUCACUUGAUGCCGAUCAUAAGAAGCAGCUAGUAGAAAAGCAGGAGAUCAUCAAUAGUCUUCUCCAACAGAUGGAUCGCAAAAAGUUGGAAUUCGAUGAGUACUGCAAACAAGUUGACGUGGACAACGACAGAAACAAAGUGGAAUUGCAGCUGAAUUAUGAGAAAAAGCUUCAAGAAGAGGAAGAAAACUGCAUGAAAUGGAGAGGCGAAGCAGGUGUAUUGAAGAAGAAAUUCUCCACCCUCAGCAAAGAGGCUGAAAACUACCGCAAAGACAUAGAAACACUUCAAUAUCAGCAUGGUAGAUUCCAACAGGCAAUUGAAAAACAUCAAAGUAAUAUUGAAGAUCUGAAGCGAGAGCUCGCGGAUAAAGAAGCUAUUAUCAAGGAAAAGGAACGCAAACUACACGAAAUGGGCAAAAGAAACUUAGAAUUAGAAAAGUAUAAACAGGUACAGACACACAAAAUAAACGAACUAAAGAGUCAAAUAGAACCUAAAGAUCGAGAAAUUAAGGAGAAAAAAGAAGUUAUCAGCGAGAUGGAAAAGAAACUUGAUGAAUUGCAAACCAACAAUAAACAGCUGACCUUACAGUUGCAAGAACUCCAAGAUAAAUAUUUCGGAGCCGAUUUGGAGCUGAAACGGGAAAGAGAUAGAUAUCGUCAUGCCAAUCAGCAGUACCAGCAAGUGUGUAGGGAAAUUUUUAACGUAUCCGGGCUCAUACAAAAACCAGAUCAGCUUAAACGUGGGAUAACUGAUCUCGUGAAACGAUACCUAACCGAUAAGGAAUUACAAAAAUCCCUAGCCCUCGGUGAAGAUGUUCAAAAUGAAUUCCUCCGACAGAGGGAACACCUAGAACGACUGACGAAGAACUCCAAAAUGAAAAAUAACCAGAAGAAGGACAACACCGAGACGAUAAAGCUGAUGCGCGAAAACAUGGAGCUUCUUGACGAGCUGAACAAACUGCGAGAACUACUCAACGUUAAGCAGAGAGCUUGCACCCGAAUGGAAGCCCUGCUGGGACUGUCCAGUAAAACGUUGUCUCCAAAGGAAGCCAAAAUUAUGCUGGAGAAAGCCGUUACGGACAAAGAUGAACUGGAACGCCAACACCAGGAGGAAGUCUCCAAGCUUCAAGAUAUUAUCAAAACGCUUUCAUGCGAAAAUCAGAACCUACGAUCGGAGAUGUUGUUGCUGAAUAAAAAGAAACCCGGCGAAGGGUAAUUUUAUCUUAGCGUGCGAUAGCUUUGGAGUAAUCAAUUGGUAAUCAACCCAAUAUAAGGUUGAUUUCAUAUACAGUUUGCAGAAUUAAAUUUUUAAUUCAGAUUUCAGAUUUAAAUUUUCAGAAUCAGUUUCAGAUUUCAGAUUAAGAUAUCAGAUUCAGGAUUCAGAUUUAAGGUUCAGAAUUCAGCUUCAGAUUAAAAUUUCAGUGUCAGAUUUCUUAUUCAAAUUUCAGAGUCCAGAUUUCAGAUUCAGAUUUUAGUUUCAGAAUUCAGGUUCAGAUUAAGAAUUCAGAGUUCAGAUUGAAAUUUCAGAUUCAAAUAUCAGAUGUUUUAAUCCAGUUCAGAAUCCAGAUUCAGAUUCCAGUUUAAUUUUAUUUAUUUGAUAUGAUUUGGUUUUUAAUUUUUUUUUAGUCUUAAUUUAAAAUGGCUAAAAACUACUAUACUUUUAGAAAUAUUUAAACAUAAACUAUCGAGUAUUGAUAAAAUUAAAAGACAUACACCGUCUUAACCGAUUUAGGCUUUACAGACUGAAUAAAUGACAUGGACAACUAAAGAUUAACAUUUAACACCCAGUACCGAGAUGGAAAUCGAACCCAUGCCAUCAGUGGACCAGUGAUUACCCUCUUACCACGCUAACCACUCGACCACCGAGACGUAUUCACAGGAAUUGUACAUUUUUGCAAGUUGCAUUAGCCGUUGCGUUCUCUAAUUAAAAAUUCUUUAAAAGUCAUGUAAAGGGUAUAGCCCUUUAAGUAAUGUUCUCUUUUAUUUCUCAAACAAAUACUUUUGAGCAUUAGGAAGGUUUAUUUAGUACAUAUCAAAGUCAAAAUAUUUGCAGUCACGUGAUUGAAUGUAAAAAAUAUGGUUAAGGCAUAUAAAUAAUAAAUUAGCACAACAUAUAACA
Molecule: messenger RNA, 4662 nt
Organism: Uranotaenia lowii
Lineage: Eukaryota; Metazoa; Arthropoda; Insecta; Diptera; Culicidae
Product: cilia- and flagella-associated protein 57-like
Exons: 7
Coding region: 139-3759 (1206 amino acids)
Molecular function (GO): protein binding
Source: RefSeq, a predicted model, not a curated record